GUCAGGAAGGAAGUGGAGCAGGGCCUGCUGCCCGUACCCUGGAAGCACACGCAGAAUCAACUUCCUGGGGUGAAUGCCACUCCUACUACCAGAGAGGAAGCAGCGCGGGGAGCCAUGGGGUCCAACAGCAGGUUCUAGCUGAGGACACGGCCUUCUUGUUAUGAUGCCUUCACGUACGAAUCUAGCUGCUGGGAUCCCCAGUAGCAAAGUGAAGUAUUCCAAGCUCUCCAGCACUGAUGAAGGUUACAUUGACCUGCAGUUCAAGAAGAGCCCGCCAAAAAUCCCUUACAAGGCAAUUGCGCUUGCCACAGUGCUGUUCAUGAUUGGGACGCUUCUCAUUGUCAUAGGAGCCCUCCUGCUUGCAGGAUACAUUAGCAAAGGAGGCACUGACCGAGCCAUCCCUGUGUUGAUCAUUGGGAUCCUGGUGUUUCUACCAGGCUUUUAUCACUUGCGCAUUGCUUACUAUGCUUCCAAAGGCUACCGGGGCUACUCUUAUGAUGACAUCCCAGAUUUUGAUGACUAAUGCACACCCUGGAGAAAAGGAGUCUGGAUCGCGUUGUCCCCAUUUCUGUGAUAAGUGCUGUUAGUCACCACCCUGAACCUGGAUAUUUAAGGCAAAACAUGUAAGAACUUAAACAAAGUAGAUGUAUCCUAGGAUGCAGUUUCCUGGCCCUGUAAAUGCUUUAUGAAAUAACUGCCAGAUUUUUUUUUCUCGUGUUACAGGGAGAUUGACAGCUACAUUAGGUAAAGCAGAAAAUAAGAUUCCUUGUUCCUGUCAAGAAAUUCUAGGGCAGGGCACAUAUAGCAAUUUCCCAUAAAACAGAUGAGACACACACAGUUUGAGGGUGGUUUAAAAAAAAAAAAAAAAAAAAUUGUGAUUUAAUCUAAAUGUAUCACUAUUUCCAGCAGAGUGUAUUUUAUCUUUCAAAUAGAGCAAAAUUAUAGCAGGGACUUUUUAUCAUAAACAAUAUUUAUAGAUCCAGUUUCUUGUUGCUGUAAACUCAGGAAAACAAUUCCAACAUAUCCCCUGGUUUGCAUCUGGAAUAUUGACCUAUCUGCUAGCCUUAAGCAAAUAAGGAAAAAAAUGGGUCCAUGUGUUGUGAUUUCUGUGGAGUGUGUUUUCUGUACCACAGCUGUCAGUUUGAGAGCCACUUGCCUAGCUUCAACAUUCCUCCCAAGAAAGCUGUUUCCCCUCAUACCAAUAGUUUUGACCAAUUAUACUUGUUGUCUAAUAUAUAAUGUAUUAUUUGGCUCGUUAACCAUUUUAAAGAAACUCUAUGGCAGGAGAGGAUGAAAAAUUACCGUUUAGGUCCCAAAUUCCCUGUCUCCUAACAUGGUUCUGAAUGCUGGUGACCAUUAGGGAAGUUGAGCUCCCAGUUUUGUAUUAUGUAUUAUGGAUCUAUCUGUUUAUGAGUACCUGGGGGCAUUUUAUCUUAGCAGUUGAAGCUGGUGUAUGUGGUACCCUAGCCAGGUGCAAAGCAAUUCUGUAUCUGACAAGUUCAGUGUGCAUCGCUUUGUUAGGGUAUUCUGGGAAGUCAGACAAGUAGCUUCCAGUUUGCUGAUGUAUAACAUCUAGUUAGUGUCUGGAGUGUCAAGUACCUCAGACUGUUUGUGAGGAGCAAAUAUGCAAUGAGAAAUUGUUCUGUUAAACUCAAGCAUCUGCAUUUAAUAGAAAUAAAGCUGACUAUAUAGUA
Messenger RNA from Alligator sinensis (Chinese alligator), 1694 nucleotides. RefSeq names its product transmembrane protein 230 (gene TMEM230). The record is from RefSeq and is a predicted model, not a curated record. The transcript is spliced from 4 exons. NCBI's taxonomy places the organism in Eukaryota, Metazoa, Chordata, Crocodylia, Alligatoridae. Bases 161 to 523 code for a protein of 120 amino acids. Gene Ontology annotation, cellular component: synaptic vesicle; endomembrane system. Gene Ontology annotation, biological process: synaptic vesicle transport.